Messenger RNA from Glycine soja, 2035 nucleotides. Its product is annotated as vacuolar fusion protein CCZ1 homolog B-like. Gene Ontology annotation, cellular component: Mon1-Ccz1 complex; intracellular membrane-bounded organelle. The transcript has 10 exons. Gene Ontology annotation, biological process: vesicle-mediated transport. NCBI's taxonomy places the organism in Eukaryota, Viridiplantae, Streptophyta, Magnoliopsida, Fabales, Fabaceae. Bases 126 to 1727 code for a protein of 533 amino acids. The record is from RefSeq and is a predicted model, not a curated record.
CAUUGUGAUAAAAGUAAGGUCAAGAAUAAAUAUUUACACAAACUAUCAAAUAAUAAUGUAUGUGGUGUUUAGUUGACUGGUAAGUAAGGGAAGGUAGAAAUUGAGGAGAUUGAAUUGCAAUAGCAAUGAGUGUGUCUUCAAAUUCGAAGGAAUCGAUGGAAUUAUGCAUAUUUGAUUUGCGGAGAGGCCAACACGAAGGCCAAGAGCUCGAUAAGAUUCUCUUCUUCUUCCCCGCCGGUUUGCCCUUUUCAAAGCAACUCUCCGUCAUUGGCCUCAGCGAAGGACUCAUCACUUUCACUAGAAUCUUCUCGCCAGAGGCUGCCUGCGACGUCAUCGAAGCAGAAAGACAUUCUCAUGUUUUCUACGAGGCCGAACCCGAUAUCUGGAUAGUCAUGGUUGCCGACAAAAGCAAUGAUUCAGAACCUAUAUGGAGAGUUGAUGCAUUAAGAAAAGUUCUCAAGGAAAUUCACUCACUUUUUGUCAUGUUUCAUGGAUCUAUUAGAGCAAUGCUGGAGAAAGAACCCGGCGGAGGACUAACAAGACGGCAUUUGUAUACCUUUAUCAUGGAUUAUCUGAGGGCAUGUAAAAAGCGGUCUCCGUGGGAUACUUGCUGCUGUGGUAAUGGUGAAGUUGCUGUAUCAAAUGAUUUUCUUGCGGGGAAAAAGCUCCUUUUACCUUCAUUCCGUGAUUGCUUAAAGGAACGUGGAACUGUUCAGAUGCUGACAAUAGGUCGUGAGGCUGCAAUUGAGGUUCAGUCCCUUGUCAGGGUGCUUGAAUCUUCUUCUGGAAACACUCCCUGCUACUCUUUGGUUUUAUUUCAAGACCUGCUAGUGUCCACAAGUCUAUCUCCUGAUGACACCAUAAAUUUAUUCACAUAUGCUGUGCUAAGGUUGACUCCCCAUGCUCUAUCUUCUGGAACAAGUUCCUGGUCCUACUUACGGAAAGGAAGUUCUGCAUCCAAUGUUGCCACUGAGUCUAACAUGGCCCAUCCAAGCUCUUUGUCUGAAAGUUUUUAUGGCUCAUCUGAUAUGUCCUCUGGUGAAGAUAACCACUAUCAUGUUGUGAGGCCCCUACAGAGUGACAAAUGGUCUAAAGGAAAAGAUGGUUAUCUUGUCACUGAUUUAUGGGGUGCAGAAGUUGGUACGUGGGUGUUUGCCUCUCCAACAGUUUGGCUUCAACAUACAGGAGAGAAAAUGUAUCUUUGUGUUUAUCAGCAUAGAAGCCUUACUUUGAUGCUUCUGAUUCCUGUAUCAUCCAUUCCUAACGGGGAGCAAGGUGUGUCGGCAGUGAGGCAGCAAGUUGUUGAAAAUGCAUCACUUAAAAUAUUGAAAGUUGAAGAGAAACUAUCGAAAGGAUGGGGUGGAGAUAAUGCUUAUCACGUUAGUGGGUACCGCUACUUACUUGUAGAUGGUGAUAGAAAUGUAUCCAGGGCUUCUCCAGCAACAAAAGUUACAACUUUAACAAAGGAGUCCUUACUUGCUAUGAAUAAGCUUAGGCAAGAGGUGGAGUUAGAGAAGAGUAGAGCAAAACUGGAUAGCCGUAAUUGUGAAAAAGACUUAGAGGUGUGCAUUAGAGCAAAAAAUAAUGCAUGGGUUAUUUCUCGAGUCACAAGAGGGAAGGAGCUUUACAUGGUUCUAGAGAAAGCUAAUGAAACCCUUCUAUAUGCUUCAGAUGCUGUUGAGAAGUUUAGCGACAGGUAUUGCAAUGGAACAUUUUCUCUGGACUAAAGAAAACCAAGCAUGUGCGACCGAGGAAUAGCACGUUAGGUCUUCUAACUGUUUACCCAGUAAAGUCGGGAAGUUUUCCACUGUUGAUUUUUCUCACCGGGAAAUUCAAGAAUGGAAGAAAGAAUGCUACUCUGUGUAUAUCUCUCUGUAUAUUAAGUGUAAUUUGUUUAUACUUGUUAAAGGGUGCUUUAUCAAAUCUUGUCACCGGUAACUUUCUUUUUAAUCCGAAAUUGGGUCAGUUCCGAGAGAAAUUGUUUUCCAAAAAGUUUCAUUUAUUUCACAAUAGACUUUGAAUUCCUAAAACUUAA